Symsagittifera roscoffensis is the source of this 1768-nucleotide messenger RNA. RefSeq lists its product as uncharacterized. NCBI's taxonomy places the organism in Eukaryota, Metazoa, Xenacoelomorpha, Acoela, Convolutidae. The transcript is spliced from 11 exons. Bases 42 to 1517 code for a protein of 491 amino acids. The record is from RefSeq and is a predicted model, not a curated record. Gene Ontology annotation, cellular component: ribonucleoprotein complex; cytoplasm; nucleus. Gene Ontology annotation, molecular function: ATP binding; RNA binding; RNA helicase activity.
UUCAGAUCAUAUUUGAACCCGAAAUAGCUCGACCAUCAGCAAUGACGUACACUAAAUAUGACUCAGGAGCGGGAUCAGGAAGAACAUGGGAGUACAAAUCGAAAGACAGCUCUUUCCAUGGAAAAGAACGAGAUUCUCAAUCUUCACCAAUCAAGAAAAACUGCUACAAAAUCUCCAAUAUUACUGCUGGAAGACGUGACCUUGAAGUGGAAGACUUUAUGGAGAAGAAUGAGAUAGCUGUAAGUGGCAGAGACUUCUUGAGACCUGUGCAAUCUUUCGAAGAGCUGGAUGUUCCAGCGUUUGCGCUUGCGCCGAUUCGAAGAAACAAUUUCGAAAAGCCCACUCCCAUUCAGGCUCAGUCAUGGCCUUUGGCCCUCAGUGGAAAUGACAUGGUUGGUGUGGCGCAAACAGGAUCUGGCAAAACAUACUCGUUUGUGUUGCCUGCCGUUAUGCACAUUAAGAGUCAAGACAAGAGGAAGAGUUACGAUCCAUUGGUUCUCAUUUUGAGUCCAACAAGAGAAUUGUGUCAGCAAAUUUCACAGGUUGCUUCAGAAUUUGCAAAGGAUGCCAACUUGAAAAUUGUUACAGUGUACGGAGGUGCUUCUAAGUAUGAGCAAAAACGCGCUCUUUAUGGCGGUGUGGACAUUCUGGUUGCUACUCCAGGACGUCUGUUGGAUUUCAUGGAAAUGCGCGCCGUGAGUGUAAGGGAGAUAUCCUUCUUGGUUUUGGACGAGGCUGACCGAAUGUUAGACAUGGGUUUCGCUCCCCAAAUGAAGGAUAUCAUCACAAAAACCAGGCGUGAUAGACAGACACUGAUGUUCUCGGCAACUUGGCCCAAAGAAGUUCAUAAAUUGGCUGACAGUUACCUAACUGAUUACGUAAAAGUAAACAUCGGAGCCCAAGACCUUCAUGCGAACCACAAGAUUAACCAAGUUAUUCACAUGGUCGAUGAGCGAGAGAAACAAACACGUCUCGUGAAAUUGUUGGACGACAUCAUGAGAGAGAAAGAGAACAAGACGAUCAUCUUUGUGGAGACGAAGCGAGGAGCGGAGGGACUGUGUCGUACUCUCAGUGGAGACAGGUUCCCAGUUGUUGCAAUGCACGGAGAUAAAUCUCAAGCAGAACGAGAACACGCUCUUAGAGAUUUCAAAAACGGUCGAAAACCCUUGUUGAUUGCCACUGAUGUUGCGUCGCGCGGUAUUGACAUUCGGGACAUCCGAUACGUGAUUAACUUCGACUACCCCAACAACUCGGAAGACUACGUGCACAGAAUCGGCCGAACGGCGAGGAGUGACGCCAAAGGAGACGCCCAUACUUUCUUCACGAGAGGAAACGCGCCCAAGGCCAAGGACCUGGUGAAAGUACUGGAGGAGGCAGGCCAGGAUGUACCCAGAGACCUGCUGGACAUGUCCAGAACAUCGUACGGAAGACCAAAAUAUGGCGGAUACCACGGCAAACCAAGAACAGGAGGAUUCGGUGGCGGUUCCAGAGGUGGUCAUUCUCACAAAAGAUUCUGAUGAUGGACAUCCCAAACCUAGACCAGCAAACGAGAUUUUAAUCUUCAGUUUUAAGGAGACCUGACUUGAACUUUUUAUGAAAGUAGAAAUAAAAAGACUUAUCACAACACUUAACAUUUCGUGCAGUAAUUGUGACCAACAUCGCUGUGAAAUGAGCUAUCUGAGAGAUUGAAAUCCCGACCAACUUUUUGAUGUUCCAAGUAUAUUCAUCGUCUGUGAGUUGUUCGUACCAAUUCAGUUAUUCUGCAUGA